Alexandromys fortis (reed vole) is the source of this 2772-nucleotide messenger RNA. It is a transcript of the gene Mab21l3, whose product is annotated as mab-21 like 3. The transcript is spliced from 7 exons. Lineage: Eukaryota; Metazoa; Chordata; Mammalia; Rodentia; Cricetidae. The record is from RefSeq and is a predicted model, not a curated record.
GUGUGUGUGUGUGUGUGUGUGUGUGUGUGUUCUCUGUGUCUGUUUAAGCUUGCCUCUGUAUGCACGAGCUCGUGCUUUUCCAAAUGCUGAUCCUGGCUCUCAUCUGAUUGACAAGGCUUGCACUGGGCAUGACGAUGGCAGACGGAUUCGCUCAUGUUGGGAAGGAAAACUGCAGUGAGCCGGCCAGAAGAGGCCAAGUCUCUGGUCCGUGCUCACAAUUCCAGAGAAGUUUCAUCCAGAGAGUAACACUGCUGGGAAGGCUGCCCACCAGCUUUGUCCUCCAUCGUGAAAAGAAGCAGAAGGUUGCUGCUAUCUUGGGGAUUGACCAAGACACCAUGAAGUCUCUUCCAGAGGGAGACUUACAAGAUUGCCUGCUGAGUAAGGUGGACCUGAGGCGCCAGCAGAUUUCUCAGAGUGUGGAAGAGGUGCAGAAAAUUAUCCACCAUCUGACGGCAGAGAUCAGCCACCAGGAUAGUCGAUUCCAAGCCGUGCCCGCCUCUAACACAUACAACGACAGCAUUAAGGUUUUGGCCCCCAGCCUGUUCCACGUCACAGUCCCACUGAAAGGCCUUGCGGGAUACAAGGCGGCCCGGGCACAGCGCUGGCGCUACUACGACCUGCAGGGCACCAAGCUCACCUGCCCUCUGCGGGAUCCCGAGGGCCUGCAGCAGUGGCUGGAGACCUAGCAGUUCAUGAAGACCCUGUGGCAGUGGCACCAGGCAGACGUGAACAUAGAGGGGGACAUCGUGCCUGCCAAAGUCCUCCAGGUGUUCCGGACGCUGGUAGAAAACGCAGUGAGAACCUGUCACCUCUCAGGCAAGGUCAGCGUGCUAACCAACCGAGCUGCUGUUUGGGUUGCCAUGGAAACGUCCACAGGCCAGGUGGAGCUAGAGCUGGCCCCUACUGUGGAGAUCCCCACGGCCUGGUCUGAGAAAGCCCAGUGGCCUAGGUGUUUGAAGCGGUGGCCUCCCCCAGAGAGAGUGGAGUGCAUCAAGUCAUUUGGGUUCAACCUGGUGGCCCGGUCCAGCUAUCACUGGCAGCUGAGUUUCCCCCAGGCGGAGCAGAUGCUGUUGGAGCAGUUGGAUGAGGAUGGGGGCUGCCGCAAGCGGUGCUUUCAGGUCCUGAGGCAGCUGAAGGAGGAUGUGUGGUGUCCAGGGAAGAGGCCAGUCAUCACCACCCACCACCUGCAGACCGUGCUCUUCUGGACCUGUGAGAAAUACCCAAACCUCAAGGACUGGCAGGUCUUCCACCAAGGGCUCCUGCGCCUGGCCCGGAAGCUGCAUAGAUGUGUGAGCCAGCACUUCCUGAAGCAUUAUUUUGUCCCAAAGAGCAACCUCCUUCAGUCAGCCAACCCGAGUGAGCUGGAUGCUGUGGCCCAGAAAGUGGCCUUCUUCCUAAAGAACCCACAGGUCUCUUUGCCCUGAGGUGGCCCAGGGAGCCCUGGCUUCAUUCCCGCCUGCUGAUUUGGUUCUCAGGGCGGUUCCUCGGCCAGCUGCCAGGACCCUCUGCUAACAGAGAGGCCAUCAAAGCAGACCGGCAGCUCGCGCAUCAGAGGAAAAAGCUCCUACCCCAGGUGCAUGCAAGCAAACAUUUCAUCUUUCCUACCUCCCCCGGGGACAGCUCCCUUCAGCUUUUCCAAGUGGUUGAUUUUCCUUGCUCCGGUUCUUAUUGUCUGACAAGGGGAAUGGAGAUAGGUUCAGGGAAGGCCAGGUAUCAGCCUGCUGCCCGAGAAUAUUCCAGCUGGCUGGACCAGGACCCACACACUGACAGACGGCCCACCCGGUUGCUGGUGUCCCUUCAUGAAUCUCUGUCCUCCGGCUCCAAGCAGGGCCUGCAGCGGUCCAGGCUCUUGAACUUUUCUGCUGUUCCUCUAUCAAUUGUGUGGAGCCGUCCUAAGGGUUAGCGAAAAUCCAAGGGAAGAAAGCAGGUGGGACCCACCUGUCAUGUGAUUCUAGUCAGCCCGCUCUUCUGUGGUCAAGGAACUUGCUUCCACUCCAGGAAUGAGCUCCAUGCUGUGGCCUUGCACGGACCCACCCCCGGGUCACUCACGUCUGGAUGUCUUCCUUAGCUCAGUCCACUGAUUUACUUGUGGAUACGUAAAUACUCGCUGGGUACGGAGAACGCAGGCCAGAACAAGACAGACUCCCUGGAGAAGACAGGAAGUAAACAACACAUUGGUGACCUCUGUCACUACACACAGAAGGAAGUCUGCUAGAACAAGGUCACAGAAAGAUCCUAAGGGAGAACAUGUGGGCAGGCUGGGGUGGGUAGGCAUGGGUCCCUGGCUGUGAAAAGCUGGGGAGUAGUUGGUAUUACUAUGUUCUGGGAUCCAAGGUGCAGCGUUUACCUCCGACAAGCACACUUCAGAUGAUGGCUCUGGUGAUGGCAUCAGGAGGAGACUUCAGAACCCCUGCACCUCCCACUUCUGAAGGUCACUAAGGUCCACAGCAUCACACACCUGCACGCUGGCUGGGGAUUCCAAGUGCUCUUAGAGAGGAUGGCUUCUUUGGGCAUUUUCUUAAUGCCUCUCAGCUCCAGGGAUCUGUCAUGACUUUUGAAACAUUCUCUCCAUAUAGCCUUAGCAAAGUACUCUUUCUAAAAGCAAAAACCACUGGUCUGGAGGACUGAACCGAAGGCCUCUGACAUGCUGAGCAUGGGCCCUGCCAAUGAGCUAGAUUGACUUUAUUUUGAGGCUGGAUCUCACUAAGUUGCCCAGGUUGGCUUUAUUUUUUUAUUAGUUUUUUUUUAUUAGAAUAUAUGAAUUAUCCAUAA